GACCAUGAGGUGUGGCUGAAAGCUUCAAGAAAGUCAAGUAUGUUGUUUGGAGAUUUUUUUUCUUCAAUAAAUCAUUUUUCUUUUUUAUUUAUUUAAUCAUGUGAAUAGAUAUAGAAAGAAUUAAAUUAAAAUAGAAUAAAUUUAGUAAAAUAAACUUCAAAUAACCAUAAAUUAAUCAUUAUUGAACACUGAAAAAAAACCAUUCAGCUUCUGUUAUGAGAAAUAACUGCCAAGAAACUGUUUUUGUAGUUAAUUAAACGUCUUGUUCUGCCACAUAAUACCGUCAGCAGCUCUGAGGACAACUCAUUACCGUCUGACCGUAAUAUCAAAGGCUUUAGUCGGAAUUUUGACGAAGUGUUUUUGGUUUGUUCGGGGAUUUACGCGAAACCGGAAGUAGGCAGGAGUGAAUCAUCUCAGUUUACGACGUAGCAGAGACGCCAGUGUGCGCACCACACCCACUGAACAGAUCUCUACAUGACCAUACAGUUUGACGCUGUUGUAACUUCCCUGUUUUACGUUUUUGGAACAUGUUUCAACCUGAUUGGCUGUUUGGACAGACGCGUGCACAAUGAGCUCUGAGGUGUGCCCAUUCUGUGGGAAAACCUACAAAAGGUUGAAGAGUCACCUGCCACACUGUAAGGCAGCAGCGAGCUCCAAAACACCUCCAACCAAACAUGAUGUCACAGCAAACCAGACAUCGUCCUCUCAGCCGGCCGCAGCCUUGUCAGAAUCAACAGCGAAGUCCACACAGACACUGUCGAUAACAGCAAGUCCGCAAUCAAAGAAGAGUAAAAAGGUGUCUGUUGUAUCAUCAGAAACACCUUCAUUGUCCCCGAGUUCUGCAUCACCUCCACCAACAACUAAGAAGAAACAGAAGCUGUCUGAGCAAAUCAAGGCAGCCAACAUGCCCUCCUCUACCACUUCCCUCACCUCCUCCCCAUCACCGUCUCUGUCUUCCACCGUCUCUAAGCCCAAAAAGCAAAGUCUCCAUUCUCUGAUAGAAGCUGCCAAGUCCACACAGGUUUCUAAGGGAUCACAGGAGGGAAGCACAUCGGCCUCAGAGGACCAAACUCUAAGCUCUAGACCCACAGCUCAGACCAAAACUAAUCCCAACCAAGGCACAAUAAAAGACAACGCCCAUCCUUGGUUUCUGUCCGCGGACACUAAACCCAAAGCUGCAUCUAAAACGAAGGCGUCAAAGACGAAGAAGGCUGCACAAAUGACCAAACACACUUCAACCUCUCUGGACUCUGAAGUAAAUCAAAGUAGUGCAAGAUCCAGUGUAAGAGACGACAUCUGGAUGAGCAACAAGGGGGAAGUUGAGGAUUUUUCUGUGAAUAAGAUGCUUUUAAAAUCAGGAAGCAGCCACCAGGCCAGGGUUACCAUCCAGGAUGUUAAAGCCAUGUUAGGCAGAGGUAAUGCCACCCGUAAAUCCAGCAGACCAAGCAUCCUGAGCCGAAUUGAAACUGCUGAUGAUUUAAACAGCAAAAUCGGUACUAGUCUCAGUCCAGUUCCUCCCCCAACAGGGACCUUGGAAACAUCUAGAACCCUGUCAGACCAGCUGCCCAGCACCAGUUUACAACACACUGAGCUACAGUUAGUCAAGAGAAAGUCUAAACCAGCAUCUUUAGUCCCCAUGCAGCAGCAUGAACUAACCUCCCCUGCCGCUCCCCUCCUUUCUGGCCAACUAUGGUCUCAGGUGAGCAAAGCCACGCUCCCUCAAAGUACAGUCAGCGCAAAUGAAGGGCUGAAGAUGACAGGACUUCUCACUCUAUCGCCAUCACUCACUGCGUUUUCCAGCCCUCUACCGGCAGCGAGGGAGGAGAUGUUGAGAGCCGAUGAUGGGUUGAAGUCGCAACUGAAGGGCAGGAAGCAAAAAACUGCUGACGAGGGAACUAAAGGAGCUCUGACGCAGCGGAGUCUUGGCCAGGUGAGACUGAGGGAGCUGCCGGAGUGGCUGGCCUGUAAAACCCCCAGCCAUCCAAGAGAUGUGGUGGAAAUGGUGCAAAGAGGCUGGCAGUGGUAUUACAGGAGGUACAUUGAUGUGAAGAAAGGUGGUGUAGGUGGAGUGGGCAUGUUGUUAGCAGGAUACUGUGUGCUCAGCUACAUCUGGAGAUACCCUCACCUCAAGCAUGAUCGAUGGAGGAAGUACCACUAAUGUGAAGGUGAAGACGCUUGGACAAGCGUAACUGUGUGUGAGGGAAACAGCAGCUCGAAGCAUCUGUUCUGUUAAUAAUAUAUAAUUAAUCCAGAUCCAAAGGUUUACACAGGAUUUGUGUCUGACAAGUUGGUACUGGUUUCUCGUCAUCAUGGUAGCGCUUCCUGUCAGCCCAUUUGGUUUCUGUCUAUGACUCUCAUAUCUGUCCGUUAAAAAUGAAACCACAGCAAGCAGCUGGUUAGCUUAGCUUAGCAUUAAGACUGGAAACGGUGAAACAGCUAGCUUGGCUCUGUUUAAAUGCAGACUAAAUCCAUCAACCAGCACCUUUUAAAGCCUUAUAUCAUGUUUAUUUGUAUAGAAAUAAGGUUAAAAAAAAGACAAUGUGCCUUUUUAAGGUGAUACAGCAACUGAGGUUAAACAAUUUAUUUAAAUUAAAUUGAAAUGACAAUAUGGCCCACUGCUGUUUUCAAAUAGCAGGAGGCCUCAUAUUUAUUAAAGGCAACAUGUGUGUCAGAAUACCAUUUUAAAAAAUUAUAUAUCCUCCUGAGACCCUUUGUCCUCAUAUGAGGACAUCACAUUUUGGGUUUCCUGCACAUUAUACUUCAUUCUACUUAACUUAGACCUGCUGUCCUUGUUCUUAGACACUUCUUUGUGCCAUCUAAUGGUAGUAAGAGCACAAUACGCUGAUCCAUGUAAAAACAAGAUGGCAGUCAUCUCUGCCAAGUCAGUCUGCAGCU
Epinephelus lanceolatus (giant grouper) is the source of this 2895-nucleotide messenger RNA. RefSeq lists its product as uncharacterized. Lineage: Eukaryota; Metazoa; Chordata; Actinopteri; Perciformes; Serranidae. Gene Ontology annotation, molecular function: proton-transporting ATP synthase activity, rotational mechanism. Gene Ontology annotation, biological process: proton motive force-driven mitochondrial ATP synthesis. Gene Ontology annotation, cellular component: proton-transporting ATP synthase complex. The record is from RefSeq and is a predicted model, not a curated record.